Molecule: messenger RNA, 1100 nt
Organism: Clarias gariepinus (North African catfish)
Lineage: Eukaryota; Metazoa; Chordata; Actinopteri; Siluriformes; Clariidae
Exons: 7
Coding region: 194-916 (240 amino acids)
Molecular function (GO): calcium ion binding
Source: RefSeq, a predicted model, not a curated record
GGCGGCGCAAUCCAAAGGAAGUGACCUGAGCGGCGACGCCGAUCUCGACCUGAGCACACAGCCGAUCGAGCCCAGUGCGACUGAAGGAACCUCUCAAAAAGCGGCUUGUCCAGGAACACGAGAGCGACCUGCUAUAGGAGUGCGCAGGGGACCGAACCAAAUUAAGGACAGGAGGAGGAGGCAUCAAAGAAAGAUGCUGGGAAAGAAGGGAGAAGAGCGGAAGACCAAAGCACUGCAAGUUUACACCAAACUGCAAGACGGAAACAAACCGAGUGAGCCCAGCAAGCCGAGAAGCUGCUCCAGGUUUGAGGACUUUGAUUUCCUGGCCAAGUACUGCAUUAUCAGUCCUGAGAAGCUCGCCGCAUACAGACGUGCUUUUGAAGCUGUGGACAGUGAUGGUGACGGUUACCUGUCGUGUUUUCAAGUCCUGCUGGCUCUAAAGGAGAUCAUUCCUCCAGAGCUGCUGACUGAAGAGGAGGAAAUCUAUGUGUACAGGAUUUUAGAGCUGGUUGAUUUCAGCGUGACUGAGGGUCUGACAGAUUUGCGUCUCUUCGCCGUCAUUGCCAGUCUGGCACAGAAAAUAGCCACUCUGGAUGACUUCAUGCGAUCUCUCAUUAGUAAGAUGGAUUUCAAGUCUUUGGAGAUGAAGCUGUAUAAGGCAAAGCAGUUGUUCCUGUUCCUGCUGGAAGGUCAGUCUGAGGGCACCGAGGUACCACAGGGUUGCAUCAGUGCCGAACAACUGCUCGUAGAGCUGAAGGCAGGGGGCAUCCGUGAGGAGCACGAGCAAGAGGUCAGACGCGAACUCCGGAGCCUUCGCUCCCUCGACCUGCUCGACUUCCUGGCGCACCUUCCCCUCUUCAUCCUCAUUCACAACUCCGUCAUUGCCAAUCCACUUGACGAUUCCAGCAACCUGUAACAAUAACACAAAAGCUCGGUCGUGUUUAAAAGGCAGACGCUAUGUUGUACGCUAGCUAUCUUGUCAGCCGCUACGCUACCAGUCAAAAGUUUGUACAACCCUGCUAAUUCCAUGGUCUUUUCUGAUGUUUAUUUCUUUCUACACUGUAAAAAUGAUGCUGAAUGCAUUUAUCCAAGAUAAGCAA